Molecule: messenger RNA, 9705 nt
Organism: Trichechus manatus latirostris (Florida manatee)
Lineage: Eukaryota; Metazoa; Chordata; Mammalia; Sirenia; Trichechidae
Gene: SLMAP
Product: sarcolemma associated protein
Exons: 23
Coding region: 5443-7914 (823 amino acids)
Biological process (GO): regulation of membrane depolarization during cardiac muscle cell action potential; protein localization to plasma membrane; regulation of voltage-gated sodium channel activity
Molecular function (GO): protein binding
Source: RefSeq, a predicted model, not a curated record
AUGGUCAAAAAUUACUCCAAAGCAAAGAUGAGAAGAUAAGGAAACUAGAGUACUGGAAAUGAUACAACCAGAACGGAAUGAAUGGAAGUGAUGACACAUUGUGAAAAAUGCAGCCAUAUUAACUGAAUAAUUUGUGCAGAAAUUGUUAAAUGGAAAUCUGAUUUACUGUGUAAACUUUCACCUUAAACACAAUAAAGUAUAGUUCUGUGUGACAUUUGGUUACUAAUGUUUGUAAAAUGCCCUUACAGAUGCUGUUGUAGUGAAUUUUAUUUGUAAAAUUAGUAUGUAACUCGAACUGAUGUGUUAUUAUAGUUUUAGAUACUUUAGAAUAAAAAUAAUACACAUGUUUAGGAAAAAUCACAAAGGUUGAGAUGCUUUGUAGUAUUAAAUUAAUGUAUAAAGUAUGUAGUUAAAUGAGCUUAUGUGGCUUGUGAUGAAUGUACUCCAGUUACGGAGAAAAAUGCUAACAAGAUUUAGCAAACAUAAGCAUUUAUUUAUGUAUUUUAAUUGUUUUUUAGGUGAAAGUUUACAGCACAAAUUAGUUUCUCUUUCACAAAUUUAUACACAAAUUGUUUUGUGGCAUUGGUUGCAAUUCCUGCAAUGUGUCGGCACUUUCCCUGUUUCCAUUUAUACCCCGGGUUCCCCAUGUCCAUUCUUCCAGGUUUCCUGGCCCUUCCUGUCUUCUUGUCUUUGCUUUUGGAGAGGUGUUGCCUAUUAAGCCUCCUAUACUUAAUUGAACUAAGAAGCACAUUCCUCAUGUGUGUUAUUGUUUGUUUUAUAGGCAGUUUACUUUGUUUUAGAGGAUUUUUGGUACAUCUAUUAAUCUAUAUAAAAUUCAGCAUUCAAAUAUAUCGUAGUAGAUUAGGAAUUACAUCAGUCAAAAUAAUGCCAUAGUUCUCUGACACCUGGGGAAUGAGUCAUUUUAGAAAAUAGUGUUUUCUGGUAAGUUGAAAAAUUGCCCCUUUUGCACCCCAAUAAUUUUUGGAUGGAAACUUUUCUAAAGUGGUUGCACAUUUUCCUGUCACCUUAAAUAGAAUAAAAACCUUUUCUUAAAGCCCUAGUUGUAUUCAGUAAUAGAGUAAUGCACUUAGGGGCAUUAGAUGUUGUAAGUUUUUGCCCUAGUACUGAGUGACUUUAGAUUAUUGUGUUUUAAAAUUACUGGUGUAUGUGUUUUUGUAGUGUUUUGAUUCUUAUGGGUUAUGUUAGUUUUCCUUGUUAGCCAUUCCUAUAGGAACUGUUUAUAAACAAAAUAACUGAACGUAUAUGUAAAGCAAGAGCCUGAAUCUGUGAGAAGGCAUGUGAAUAUUACAGUGCAUGAACUUGGGCAACUGCUCCCACACUUCUCUUCUGUCCGUCCUGAUUAUCAGGUGAAUAUGUUACACCUACCCCUCACUUAUCGACAUGGUUAGAUUCUGAAGACCAGGUCAUUAUGGGAAACUCAGCAUUAUGUGAAAAUGGAGGAUGACCACAUCAGAUCCCAAAAUGGAGGAUGACUACAUCAUUAUAUAACUGCCAAAUUACAUCAUUGCAUAACUGCCAAACCAUUGAGAAUCAUGGCCCAGCCAAGUUGACACAUAACCACCAUCACAGCCAGUGUUACUCUUGCUUCGUACCUCGGUGUUCAUUACUGGCAGAUACAGGUCAUUAAUGCGCAAGAUAGUUGGCUAGGAGAUUUUUUACUGUUGUCAUAAAUGUGAAAUGUCAGAUAACAAUAUAGUCAAUAAGUGAGGAGUAGGUGUAUGAGUAAAGUGGCAUUAUUGGAAUCUUUGAUAAAUAUGUUGAUGAAACCUUUUCGGAAAAUGUUUAGGUCUUUUGUGAAAUAUCUUAACAAAUGGCAAUGAGGCAUCUCAGCUUUAUCUUAUAAGUUAUUUUUAUGUUACAUGUUCAGUUGAACUAUGAACCUACAUUUAUUGGAAAAUAUAUGAUAAAUACUUUUAUAGUUCUUCCAGCAAACGUUUAUCAGUUUUCUACUACCAGGUGCUGGAGAUGAAAAGUAAAAGCGCCUGAGUUCUUGGAACCUAAUGUCUAUUUGAAUAAGACAGUAAAAAACCUUUAAGUAUAGUAUAAUAAUAUUUUAAUAGUGGCCUAUGCCUGGAUGUUGUGAUGUUACAGAAGAGGAACAUCUAAACCAGUGUAUCAGUUUAUGCUAGUUUGUACUGUGGUAGUAAACAACUCCAAAGCCUCCGUUACUUCGAACAAAAAGAUUUAUUUCUUGCUCCUGUUACAUGUUCAGGUAGAUUGUAGCUCUGUCCACAGUUGUUCUCCUUGCUGGGAUUCAGGUUGAAGGAGCAGCCUCUAUGUGGCCAUGUUUUGGUGGUGGAAGUUAAACAGCCAUGCAGAACAUGGAAAUACUGUUAAAGCUUCUGUUCAGAGGUGGCAUACAUCACUUCCAUUCACAUUUCAUUGGCCAAAGCAAGUCACAUGAUCAAACGUGAUGCAAUUGGACAGGGAAGUAUAAUUAAUACUUGUAUAGGGAGGGGCAGUGGAAUAAUUGAAGACAGUCAUACAUUCUGCCACAUUCACCUUACUUCACAGCUGAAAGUGAAAAGGAUGUACCUAUGGGACAUAUCAAAUAGAAUGCAUUUUAGCAAAAUAAAAAAGCCCUUUAUGAGCAUUGUAAUAUCAAUAAGGUAGAUGAUUUGUAUCUACCUUGAAGAUGAGGACAUUAAGGCAUAAAGAAAUUACAAUUUAAAGUAGUAUUGUCCUUUUUAUGAGAGAGAGAAGACUAUAUCAUUAAUCAACUACUUAGUAUCUUUUGUGAAUAACUCUGAGAUCCGACACUGAGUUACAGGGUUAGUGAUAAGUUGUUGUUGUUUUUCUUUUUUUCCCACACAUCUCUUCAGUCUACUUUAUCUUGCCUAUUCAUCUGCUUUGUCCUGGACUGAAUCUAUAUCAACCAUAUUUUCAAACAAAAAACUGGGAUAUAUUAGUCCACAGGGUCAGAUAUAAGAGCAUUUAAAAUAGGGAGUGACAUAAAUUACUUAACAUUUUCUUGUUGGGCAUCCCUGUGUUGAAAUGUUGAGGUUGAAAUGACCAAUUGGUAAGGCAGUGAACAAGGAGGGAUUAGAAUGGCUUCUCAGGAGGUGACAUCUGAGACAAGUCUUAAAAGAAGAGCAGGGGAUUGGCAUGCAAAUGAGAGGAAGUACAUUCUCAGUCGCACUAAUAAAUAUCAUGAGUGAUAGCACCAAGGAGUAAAAAUAGGUGGAUUGUUUGAGAAACCUUGAGUAAUUUUGUGUGACAGCAUACGGGGGAGGAGGCAGGAGAUGAGGUAGAUUGGGACCAGGUUGGGAAGGACUUUAAUGUCAUACUGCUUUUUUCCCUUUAGGACAGGUAAUGAGUUUCAAAAGAUUUUAAAGUGUACAAUGGCAUGAUUUUAUUUUUAGAACAGCAGUCUUGGUGGUAAUGUGGAAGACAUUGGAAUUGUGCCUGGAGGCAAGGACACCAGGUAGAGUGAUGUAGUGGAAGGACAGUUUAAAAAAAAAAACCUAUUGCCGUCGAGUCGAUUCUGACUCUUAGCAACCCUAUAGGACAGAGUAGAACUGCACCAUAGAGUUCGUGACAGGACAGUUAGAAGAAAUAAAUCCCUGGAGUGCAACCAAGUCAUCUGGACAUAAGGAGACAGAUUCAGGAGUUAUCAGCCAAUGUAGUGAAGGCUGCAGGAAAUGCAUUCCCACAGAAGUUUGUAUAUCUCUGGAAAACUAGAGGCUAGGGAAGAACCCUGGGGAUAGUCAACAUUUGAACAGCUGGCAGAGAAAAAGAAAACAGACUUGGAAGAACAGCCUGAGAAGUUGUAGGAUCAGGAAAGAUUUGAUUUAUAUGGUACAAGGGAGGGGAGAGUUUUUGAGAAGGGAGUUGUUAAUAGCAUUCAGGUGCCACCUUAUAAGCGCUGAAAGUGAUCCUUGGGUUUGGCAGAUAGGGAUCUGUUCAGUGGCGUGGAAGCCAUUCAGUAGAGUAGUGGGUAUGGAAGUUCAUUGGCAGUGGGUUAAGAAGGCAGCAAGUUAGUGAGUGUAACACCUCUGUAAGUGCUGGACUGUGAGUGGUACAGAGGGUAAUUAAGGACAUUUUCAUAUGAAGGAUAUGUAAAUAUUUGUGUACUUCAAUGAUAAUUUGUUUUUUUCUCCAGUUUCAAUUGUUGCUAUUCCUGAGGAGCCUGUUGAGGUUCCCAACAUGAAUAUGGGGAAAAUGUAGUAUGAGAAAAGCUAUACAGGUUAAGCACUCCAUGUCCAGAUUAAUUACUCAAUAGACUGUCAAAUGUAAGUUGAAAUCUUACUGAGUUAAAUAUAAUUUGUGCAAAUGGGACAUGAGUCACAGAUGUCAAAAAUAUACAGGAACUAUAAAACUUUGUAAUUCAGCACAAAUUAGAAAUUCAGUAGCCAUAGAUGAUAUUUUCUAGUACUGUUUUGGUGUUCUGAGUUUUUUAAGCUAGGGAAUUUAUCUUUGCAUUUUUGUUGGUAAAUAAGUUCUGUACAAAGUUUGUAUAUAACGUAUAUGUGUAUAUAGUACAUACUGUGUUCAAAGCAUAUGAAUGAGAGGCUCUCUGGCGGCUGCUUAAUCUAGGGGUGACUGAUAGUUUAUAUGUGGCCACAAUUAAAAAUUAUAUCAUCGAUCUUAUAGUAUGCAACAAAAAGCUUAAAUGUUUUAGUAUCCAGCCUGAAAAAAACCUAACUUUUAUAAAGGGAUUAUAGAAAGAUAUAAGCCAAGGUCAAAAAAUUAAAUAAAUAAAAAGCAAAACACCAUGGUAAAAUCUUAGUCUUUUUGCUGUAAAAAAUAUGUUUUGUGAAUUAUCAAAUUCUAUUACUUAAUUUUAAGUUUCUUUGGUCACUUAUUUUCUGUUUAUAUAAUUUUAUAAUAGCUUUCCAGUUUUGUAUUCUUGUUUUUAUAGGUACUAAGUAUGUGACUAUUUAUUAAUGUACUUUCUACCUUAGGUAAAAAUGAUGAUAUUAAACAAUUAUUAAUUAAACAUGUAAGACUAAUAAUUCCCCUGAAUUUAUACUAUAUAAAGUGAGGUCAUGUGCAUGGAAGGAAGUGUUUUAUAAAUUAGGUAGUUAAAAAUUAAGUAGUUAAUUUUUAAGUGUGGAAGAAGUAUUAAAAUUCAAUCUAAGUUUAAUAGAGAAACAUAAUUAAGUUACCUUAGAGCAAAGAGGUCAAAUAAAAAUUUCAACUUCAAAGAACUAUUUCCAUGAAUAUGAAGAUAAUAUAGAUGUACUGAAAGUAUGUAUUUUAAAUACAUUUCAUGAGUUCUAGGAUGGAAAGAAUUACUUUGGGCUAGGGGGUAAAGGAAGAAGAGAUUAGGAGAUGAGAGGAAAGGCUUUUUAUGGGUUUUGUCCCCGUAUAGAUAGCAGCAGUCUUUGAAAAAUGUAUCAUUUUAUAUAGUGUUUGUUAUAGUUCUGAGCCUUAGUACCAGUACUUCUUUAACUUGCACAAUGUUUUCUAUUGUAAAGCAUGCAUGUCAAAACCCAGAAUCUGCACUGUCACUUCCUUAUUGUAAAUCCGUCUCUGCUACUAAAAUUAAUGUGCCUGAGACAGUGUAAAUUCUUCAGGGUCUUGAAAAACACUUUGAGAACGAAAAAAAAGUUUUAUCUCCAAGACACUAAAAGUAGUAAUGGCACCUUUAUAAAUAGCCAGAGAUUGAGUCGAGGCUCUGAAGAAAGUCCACCAUGUGAAAUUCUUUCUGGCGAUAUUAUUCAGUUUGGGGUAGAUGUGACGGAGAACACACGGAAAGUUACCCAUGGAUGUAUUGUUUCCACAAUAAAACUUUUUCUACCAGAUGGUAUGGAAGCCCGGCUCCGCUCAGACGUCAUCCAUGCCCCAUUACCAAGUCCUGUUGACAAAGUUGCUGCUAACACUCCAAGUAUGUACUCUCAGGAACUAUUCCAGCUUUCUCAGUAUCUACAGGAGGCCUUACACCGGGAACAGAUGCUGGAACAGAAGUUAGCCACGCUACAGCGGUUACUGGCCAUCACCCAAGAGGCUUCAGAUACCAGUUGGCAGGCUUUAAUAGAUGAAGAUAGACUCUUAUCACGGUUAGAAGUUAUGGGAAACCAGUUACAGGCAUGCUCCAAAAAUCAGACGGAGGAUAGUUUACGGAAGGAGCUUAUAGCGUUACAGGAGGAUAAACAUAACUACGAGACGACAGCCAAAGAGUCCCUGAGGCGGGUUCUUCAGGAGAAAAUUGAAGUUGUUAGAAAACUUUCAGAAGUUGAGCGAAGUUUGAGUAAUACUGAAGAUGAAUGUACCCACUUGAAAGAAAUGAAUGAACGGACUCAGGAAGAAUUAAGAGAAUUAGCCAAUAAAUAUAAUGGAGCAGUUAAUGAAAUUAAAGAUUUAUCUGAUAAAUUAAAGGUAGCAGAGGGGAAACAAGAGGAAAUCCAACAGAAGGGACAAGCUGAGAAAAAAGAAUUACAACAUAAAAUAGAUGAAAUGGAAGAAAAAGAACAGGAGCUCCAGGCAAAAAUAGAAGCUUUGCAAGCUGAUAAUGAUUUCACCAAUGAAAGGCUAACAGCUUUACAAGUACGGUUAGAACAUCUUCAGGAGAAAACUCUUAAAGAAUGCAGCAGCUUAGGGAUACAAGUCGAUGACUUCUUACCUAAAAUAAAUGGAAGCACAGAAAAAGAGCACUUGCUUUCAAAGAGUGGCGGGGACUGCACUUUUAUUCAUCAGUUCAUAGAGUGCCAGAAGAAGCUGAUCGUCGAGGGGCAUCUCACCAAAGUGGUAGAAGAAACAAAGCUUUCAAAAGAAAACCAGGCAAGAGCAAAGGAAUCUGAUUUAUCAGAUACCCUGAGUCCAAGCAAGGAAAAAAGCAGCGACGACACUACAGACGCCCAAAUGGAUGAGCAAGACCUAAAUGAACCCUUUGCUAAAGUGUCUCUAUUAAAAGAUGACUUGCAGGGUGCACAGUCAGAAAUUGAGGCAAAACAAGAAAUUCAGCAUCUUCGCAAGGAAUUGAUUGAAGCCCAGGAGCUAGCUAGAGCAAGUAAACAAAAAUGCUUUGAACUUCAAGCUCUUUUGGAAGAAGAAAGAAAAGCCUAUCGAAAUCAAGUUGAAGAAUCCACUAAACAAAUACAGGUUCUUCAAGCCCAACUGCAGAGGUUACACAUCGAUAUUGAGAAUCUUCGAGAGGAGAAGGACAAGGAAAUCACAAACACUCGAGAUGAAUUGCUUAGUGCUCGAGAUGAAAUUUUGCUCCUUCAUCAAGCAGCAGAAAGGGCUGCCUCCGAGCGGGAUACUGACAUUGCUUCUUUACAAGAAGAGCUUAGGAAGGUGCGAGCUGAGCUUGAGCGGUGGCGGAAAGCAGCGUCUGAAUAUGAAAAAGAAAUUGUGAGUCUUCAAAACAGUUUUCAGCUUAGAUGUCAGCAGUGUGAGGACCAGCAGAGAGAGGAAGCAACAAGGUUGCAAGGUGAACUAGAGAAGCUGAGAAGGGAAUGGAAGGUGUUGGAAACUGAGUGCCGUUCUCUAAGAAAGGAGAAUGUUUCGCUCUCAUCAGAACUGCAGCGGCAAGAAAGGGAAUUGCACAAUUCUCAGAAGCAGAGUCUAGAGCUUACCAGUGAUCUCAGCAUCCUUCAGAUGACUAGAAAAGAGCUUGAGAAUCAAGUGGGAUCCUUGAAAGAACAGCAUCUUCGGGAUUCAGCUGAUUUAAAAACUCUUCUCAGUAAGGCUGAAAACCAAGCAAAGGAUGUACAGAAAGAGUAUGAAAAGACACAGACUGUACUCUCAGAACUGAAGUUGAAGUAUGAAAUGACUGAGCAGGAAAAGCAAUCAAUCACAGAUGAGCUCAAACAAUGUAAAGACAACCUGAAGCUUCUCCGAGAAAAAGGAAAUAAUAAACCCUGGCCCUGGAUGCCCAUGUUGGCUGCCCUGGUGGUGGUGACAGCCAUCGUGCUGUACGUGCCAGGUGUGGCCAGAGCUUCUCCGUGAGAGCUUCUUGAGUCCGUACACCGUCCUCCCUCUAGAAGCUGGCAUCACACUCAUGCUGGGGACAGACAGAACCAUUUCCUUCCUUUUUACCUCUUAAAACCGCAGACGUGCAAGAAUACAGCCCUAGGGUCAUUGCUUUAAAUUAUAUCAAAUGUAUCUGUCUAUAAAGAGGAUAUAAAAUUGUGACUUUAUUCUACUGUAAGCAAUAAUUUGCUUGCAAUUUUUCAUGUAAUUUUUAAAUUAGUAUGUUGAGAUUCUAAAUAUUAUGGUGGCCUAAAGUAGGCUUCUUGGUACACCAGAUUAUUUAUAACAUUAAAUUUAUGGGUAUUUUACUCUGAAUUCUGAUGGCCAGAUAAUUCAUUUUUCUGAUUCAGUAACUACCCAAACCAAACAGCCAACACGUACAUGGGAAGAGGCCCUGUGUGCUCAGUGCCUAUCGGUUUGAAAUAUAUACACACAUAUAUAUUUUUUUUACAUACUUACAUCAUUUUUACUUAUUAUAAAACCACUGAGCUAUUGGGAACAAGACUUAGAGACAGUUAUUUGCGUGAAUUUUUUUUUUUUAAAGGAAAAAUACAUUUGGAAAAUAUUCUGUUAUAGUGAUAAUUUGGGGAAUAUGUACAUGCUUGUUUAGCCUUAAUGUGACUUGAAGAUGUGGAGGACAUCAACUUUGAAAAACUUUCCAUGAGAGUGUGUAUUUUCUUGAGCAAACUGAAGUAUUUCUGGGAGCAAAACAUAGUAAUUACACAAUUUCAGUGCAGUAAACCAAUCUGUUGAGUCAAUUGGAAUGUAAUUUAUUAAACCUCAUGUAUUUAAAGAAAUAUUUUCUUUAAAAAGCCAAGUUACUUUCUCAUAUACAGCAUUUUAGGAAGCAUGCUUUUUCUCCCCCCAUCAUCUGUCCUCCAAGCAUGUUUAAUUGAAGAAAGAAUUAAUCUCUCUUUAGAUAAGCUUUUAUUGACUUAAUUUGAUUAUGAUGUUACGGAGCUAAUUAAUGUUCGAGAUGAGCUGUUGAUGCCUACCUACCAACAGAUAUCCUCACUGGGUAUGCAGAUGGUUAUUUUCUUUUCAUUGUUGUUAACUGGGACGUUCUGUUAACGAGAAGCACUGUUUCCAAGAUUACAUGAUAGUGUCCUAUGCACAAUGAAGCACCUAAACACUGCUUGAUAUUAUAAACUUAAAACACAGGAGUGAAAGUUUAGCUAUGGUUUUGUGCAGCACCACAAUUACGUCAGUAAAGUUUAUUUAGGUCACAGAAUAUCCUAAGGCAUCACCUAGUUACAUUUUACAGUCAGUGAAGACUGGGAGGGAAUGACAGUAAACGGACUUGAAUGUUCUGUGGCAAUCCACAGGUCUAGCCAAAUACUGAAAUAGGAGUUUAGGAUAUAAUUUGCCUUGUGAUGUUUGACGGUCAUUGUUUAUACUUUAAAGGUUAUAUUUUAAGCUACUUGGAUUUGCUGUUGGGAGGAUCACUAGAUUUCUGGAGGAAUUAGUCACAAAUGACUUGUAGAAAAUACUGUCAUAUAGUUCGUAUUCAUCAUUUUCUGUUGCAGGAAGCCACUCCACCACAGAAUGCUAAUACGCCAGUGGUACCCAGUACCUCUUGUAUAUAGGUUAUUGCAAAUAUUGUUCUGAAAUGCUUAACUUCAGAAUUACAUUUUUUAAAGUAAAUAAUUGUUUUAAAUCUAUUUUGUAAAGAUAUAAAGUACAAUAGAAUUUCUGGAGUACAGAUUAAACUAUUUGCACUAACACACGUGAUGUGCAUGAUUUAAUAAAAUAACUUUACUCUCCCUA